ACUGUUUCUGUAUUUUAAUAGGUGAUAUACAAAAGCAGAUAAUGUCCUGGUCUGAGGAACAGAAUGGAGAUAUCAAAACACGGUCACUUCAUAAGUCAGCUUCAGUGCCAAAUGCAGCUGCUAUCCUAAGAGAAGAUAAAAUUCUCAUCAAUUGCCUCUCCAAUAAACUCUCUUCUGAUUCUCUGGAGAGAAAACCAAGUUUCAGUCAGAUUCGAGGAGUGCCUGAUGGCUGUAAUCCUGACUCUGUACCAUCCCACUGUACAUCCUCUGUUGAGUUUAAUGGAGAUCAGAGCAAUGAGAAUACUUUUCUUAAGAAAGGCUGGCUUGUGAAGCAAGAUGAAUGCAAAUGGAAUAAAUACUGGUUUGUCCUUCGAAAUUCCGCCCUCACUUAUUUCAGCGACCCUAUUGCUGAAGAUGCUGGGAUCUUAGAUGGAUUCAUAGAUCUACGAAAAGCAAAAAGUGUUGUUGAAGCUGAAAGUAGCAGUGGUUAUACAUUCUGCAUAAUUAUGAAAGACUUUUCUAAUUUGUAUUUAUCUGCUGUCACUGCUAAAAUUCGCAAUAACUGGAUUCAGGCUAUAUUUCAAGCUGCAAAUUUAAAAUUGCACUCUGAAGAAAAAUUCACCAAGCAUAAUGAUGAUUUAAAAACUGUCUCAAAUAGAUCUAAAUCAUCUACCCCUUGCCCCGACAUCUGUUCAUCGAGCAUCGAAUCAGAGAAAGGCUCCCCAACGUCCGCCUCAAAAUUAGUUGUGGAGGAAGAAGACCCAGAGAAACAUCAGUCGCUACCACUACCUCCCUCACCUCCGCUGGCUCGAACUGUCAUAUCUAGGGUCAAGGAGAAAGCGAGAACCCGCUCUAAUUCGAGGACGAGGUGCUCCAAAAUACGUUCGGAUGUUCAUGAAUCGGAUCCACAUUAUUUGGGAGACAGUGAUGAUGGUACAACUGAUCAUUCGAGUUCUAGUUUGCCGCCAACAUCUACACGGGUGUCACAUAAAGAGAAGAAGCAAUCAAAGGUGGAAAGUUCCAUAAAAUCGCCCGAAGAGAAAACGAAUCGACCAGAGAGGCGGAGAAGCUUCAAAUUGUCCAGUUUAGACUCUCUCACUUUCCCAGAAGGCAGGAAGAAAGUAACUGACAUCAAAGAUAAGUUAGAAGAUUCAUCUUGGACUAUUUGGUUAGACAUAUCCAAAUUCUGCAAGGAAGUCGAAUCCAAGCUUGACGACAUCGAGGUGAAGACUCCAAAGAAUGGACCACACUUAUCUGGUGACCAAAAGAAGGAAAUCGGUGUUCUCGUAUCUAGUCUCGGCCGGGUCGAAGACCGAUUGCAUAGAGUGCAGUCGGAAUUGGAAAAAGCUAAAGUGAAUCUUCUUUUGAACACUAAGGACGGUGACAUUAGUCUGAGCUCGAGCAAAGGCUUUGGCUGCCAUUCCUUAAAACAGGAAGUUACUAGGUUGAGUGGGAUAUCGUCGCAAAAUGUUUUGCUAGCUCAACAGCUCAAUAAAGUGAGGGAGGAAAAUCGGAGAUUGAAAUCUGAAGUCAAGAUCGCGCAAACAUCUUCCGAUGACUUUGAGCUUAGGUGUAUAUCUCUAAAGCAAGCGUGUGAGCAAGCUGAGAAAUUGCACAAAGCUCAUAUGGAACUCAUGAUAGCUAGAGUAGAUGAUUUGACGGACAAAUUGCUGAAUUCAGAGAAGAACGUGCGACAGCUCAGGCAACGCGUCAUGAAACUGGAACAGAGGCAGGAAAGGAGGAGGAGUUCCUUGAAAGGUAAGGAGGGCCUUAGUUUGUCCAAGGAGUACGAGGCUAAGCUGACUGAACUUGAACAAAAAAUCGGAGCUGUUGAAGGUGUACUUAAAACUUCCAACGGUGAGAACGGCAAGGAGGAAUCUAGUAAGGACACCCAAAGCUUGCUCAUGCGACUGCACAAUCUCGAUAAGAAAGUGAAGGACGUCACGGAAACCGUUUCCACCGCCGAAGAGGUGAAGCAAGAAGAUAUGCCCAAGCCUAAGAUUUGCCUGCAGGUGAAUAUGAAUGAGAAUACACCUUGCCCGGAUAUGAACGAAAAUUGGAAUUCCCUGUCCUUGUCGGCAAGCAUGACGGAUUUGACCAGUGCCGAGAGUGCUGCCGACGAAGAGUUGUCGUUAUCGUUCGCCGGAUGUUUGGAAAGUUUGGGUCAUAAAGUGUCGUCACUCGUUUUAUGGCUGAAGACCUCGUUGCAGUUGCUCUAUGCUCAAGGACACAUAAAUCCGUUUCAACCUUCGAAAGUAAAUUUCAUCAGCAGCGAGGAGAGUGAAGAGUUGAGUAAGUUGGUGAGAACUUUGGAUCAUGUGACCAACAAACUCGACGAGCCUCCACCGCAGGACGUGAAUCUGGUCGUCAAAAAACUACUGUACAAUAUAAUUUUGCUUCAAGAAGUAACGAACGUUGUAUUUAAAAUGAGUGACUUUGAAAAAUACAAGACCUCCAUACUAGUUCAGCAUUUAAUUAGAGUGAAACAAGCUAUUAUAGGUAUUGAAACAUACAUUCACCAAAAAUCCAGUUUGAUUCAACCUAGUUUACAGAAGGUAAGCCUAUGCAAUAUUGUGGCUUGCCUGUUGUUUUAUCAAAGUAAUUCAGAGGAAAUCGACGCGGUGACUGACGUGAGAGACUUUUUCGACGACGUAGAUCAGCAGCGUAGGAAAGUGUGCGGUAUUUUAGCGGAAUUCAAAGAGAAGUUCAUAGAGCGGUUUUGCACUACAGUUCUUGAGUUGUCGGAGGAUUCCGUCUGCGACAAGGCUAGCAAUCAAAAAUCCCCCGACCAAAAGCCCCUGGGACAAAAGCAAUUUCUCUCCCACAUUAGUCAUAUUAUUUCCCAAGUGUCUCAUUCUUUUAUCGCUCACAUAUCAAAAUCAUUAAAUGAAGUUUACUUCCUGUGUUCUAGUAUUCAAAACUGUGAAAGGUGGACGGACUAUAUUUGUAAACUACUGCAACAGGAGUUGAGUCUCUUAUCGUCCGAAAUAAAAAGCAUAUGUGUGAAACACUUAGAAAACAAUUUUUUCAGCAGCAGCAAAUGUGGCGUCCUCGUAGAGUAUAUGCAUUGCUCGAUCUCCGAACUCGCUCAGAUCGUGUCUAUAAUAACCGUCGUAGAUGGUACUGUCAUAUUGAUUAAAGAUGCAAUAUACAGUGACUGUGAUAGGUCAAAACAAUCUACCCAAAACAAUGCGCUCAGCAGUGCGGACAAGCAAGCGCUGACAACAUUCCACGAAAACCUACAAGUUAGGGCGAUGAAUACGAUGUCUAAUCUACCCCUGUACAGGUUCCCGAACUCGUUUUUCAAUCUUUGUAAUCCAAACGAACUCAACGUCGCUCAUCGUAGUGUAUCUAGUCUCUUAUGUUUCAAAAGGAAAUGGAAAGCGAGUGUUGAUGCCGACAGACAGGAAUAUCGUUCUCAGCUGGAUUUACUGACGGCAAAGUUGGCCGCUCUGCAGGAGGAGCAGAAAAAGCGUCUGGAGGAAGGGUGUAAAUCGUGUAUAGAGCUGCGACAGGAAGUGAGCUAUUUGCAGGCGGAGUUGGACGAGAGUCGUGUUUUGGCUCGGACGGGUAGCCUGUGCGAAAAGUGUAGAAAUCUAAGGGUUGAAAUUCAACAUCUGAUGGAGCAGCAUGAAAAAGACCUUACUGCUUUAGAGAAACUGGAAGAAAAUGAAAUGGUUUGGAAAACCCAUUUGGAAGAAAUAUUGCGAGAAAAGGAAAAGCAAUACAGUGAAGAAAAACAAAAAUUAGAAGCAGACUUGCAAAUUGUUCAACAAAAUCUGAAGAAAAUGGAGAAUCAUUAUAGUGGGGAAAUUCACAAUCUUCAUAACAUGUAUGAGCAGCAGAAGAAUGAAAUAGUAAGAGAUGAAACAAUACGUCUUAGAUAUAGUGAAGAAAUAGAACAACUAAAGAUGCUGUGUGAGAAAGGUCUUAGUGCGAUGGAUGUCUCUCAUAAGAAAAUAAUUGCUGAACUGGAAGAAAGGCAUGAGAGGGAAUUGGAUGAAUUGAUGGCUGACAGAGAGAAAGCUUUAGCCCAAGAAGCACAAGCUACGGCAGUCGCUUUGGAAGCUGUUAGAAAAGCUCAUUCAGAUGAAUUACAAUCCUUCAAAGAAGAAUUUGUGAUAAAAAUGAACAAAAGGUUUGAAACAGAAGCUGUCAAAAAAUGCUAUGAGUCUGACCUGUCGAGUGUUAAGCAUGAAAUUCUGUCAAUGACUGAGAAAUACUCUGUGAAGUGUCUGGAAAAUGCAACAUUGCACGAAAAACUUGAAAUAAUGAAUCACCAUUUAAAAUCUACGACAACUCAAGUUGUUGAAUUAUUAGCUAAAAAUCAAGAAUUACAAGCUCGCUUGACUUCUGUUGGUUAUCAGAAACAAGAGGAGGCUAUAUUAUAAUUAAAUUGCCCAUCUUAUAAAUUAAGGACCUACAAUGCCAAGAUUUUUGCAGAUAGUCCACCAAGUGCCUGGCUUGGUGUGUUAUAUCUCUAAAAACAAAAAAUUGUCACAACAAAUUUUAUCUCAUUGUACUUUAUUCAUUUUCCCUAGUGACUUAAUUUCUCACUUAUUUUUAAUUUAGAAUUUUAAGAUUGUUUGUGAUUAAUUAGGAUAAUUACUACAGUGUUGAAUGAUUUUGAUAAAAGACAGAGGAUUUGUCAGCUUUUAAGCUUGUUUAUCUCAGGGUUUUCCAUAAUUUUCACUUCUUCUGUCUAUGAAAAAAGAAAAAAAAUUCUCAUUUUUUAUCAAGCUAUUAACAUUUUUCUCUCUCUCUAAAAUGCUACUUAUUUGUUUUCAUUAUUUUUAUCAUUUGUUUUAAUGAAAUGCAAGUUUAAGUUUCCAAAUAUUUAAAGUAUAAGAAAAUAUGUAUUAUCUUUUAUUUUUCACAGCUUGCAUACUAUUGUAAAAUAUCUCUGUAGUUCAUAUCUCUCAUUGAUGUCUUAUUUUAUUAAAACAUUUUAAGAAGAAAUAAAACAGAUGCAAUUUUCAAAAAAAUUAGAGUAUACAUUUUGCUAUUUGCUUAAAUAAAAUAUUCUUUAGCAAUAAUUUGCAAGUUGUGUAAAAAUUUAAAAACAUGAAUGCAAUUAUUUUAUGUUCUCAAUAUUUAUAUGAAUUUUCCUACAAUGUAUUUGGUUAAGGCUUUCAUGCAAUCAGUACAUAACGUUUUAAAAUUUUUACUAUUACCCUAGUCUUCCAUGCAACAUCAAAAUUCUAUUUCUUAAUAAACAUUAAAAUGUUUUUUUCUCUCCCUUAUAAAUUUGAAGAAAACUCUAAAUUUUUUUUAAAUAUUUUCAAAUGACUGAAGGGAAAUAAUACAAUUAGGCAUAAUCAUUAUACUUCUCCUUUUACCAGCACUACAGCCAGUUGCUGGUUUUAAACUUUCCAUCUAUUUACCUCAACCUUUUUUUUGUCUGCCUCUCCCCUUAGACCUAUAGAAACUAAAUUUUUAUACUAAGACUAUAUAAAUAUAUGCAUGCCUUGCUU
This is a messenger RNA of Parasteatoda tepidariorum (common house spider), 5474 nucleotides long. The record is from RefSeq and is a predicted model, not a curated record. NCBI's taxonomy places the organism in Eukaryota, Metazoa, Arthropoda, Arachnida, Araneae, Theridiidae.